AUGUCACAUUCUCGGCGAGAAGAAAUAACAAACCGACUUCGACAGUUCAAUGCUGGGGACCAAUAUGAAAUUGUAGAUGUCGUUGGAGAAGGUGCAUAUGGCGUUGUAUGUUCAGCCGUCCAUCGACCUACAGGACAAAUGGUAGCCAUUAAGCGCAUUUUACCUUUUGACCACGCCAUGUUUUGUUUGCGUACGUUACGCGAAAUAAAACUGUUAAAGUAUUUCAACCAUGAAAACAUUAUAUCCAUUCUUGAUAUUGUCAAACCACGGUCUAUAGACGAAUUUUCUGAAGUAUACCUGAUCCAAGAGUUGAUGGAAACCGACAUGCAUCGCGUGAUCCGAACACAAGAUCUAUCCGACGACCACUGCCAAUAUUUUACAUACCAAACGCUUCGAGCGCUCAAGGCAAUGCAUUCGGCCAACGUCCUGCAUCGCGACUUGAAGCCAAGCAACCUGCUCCUGAAUGCUAACUGUGACCUCAAAAUCUGUGAUUUGGGUCUAGCACGAUCUGCAAACUCGGCGGACGAAAACAGCGGCUUCAUGACAGAGUACGUGGCCACGCGCUGGUAUCGCGCGCCCGAAAUCAUGUUGACGUUCAAGGAAUAUACAAAGGCAAUCGAUGUGUGGUCUGUGGGCUGUAUUCUGGCUGAGAUGUUGAGUGGCAAGCCAUUAUUCCCCGGAAGAGACUAUCAUCAUCAGUUGACGCUGAUCCUGGAUGUCCUGGGAACACCUACCAUGGACGACUUUUAUGGCAUCAAAAGUCGACGGGCUCGAGAUUAUAUCCGGAGCUUGCCGUUCAAGAAACGCAUUCCCUUUGCGCGUCUUUUUCCCAAUGCUAACCCGCAAGCUGUGGAUUUGCUCGAGAAGCUGCUUACAUUCAACCCUGCAAAACGAAUCACGGUUGAAGAGGCAUUGAAGCACCCGUAUCUUGAACCAUACCAUGACCCUGAUGAUGAGCCAGAUGCACCACCAAUUCACGAAAGUUUCUUUGACUUUGACAAGUACAAGGAUCAACUUACCAAAGAGCAGCUUAAGCGUAAGUUACUUUUCUUACGAUGGAUUGGCUCAAUACUAUGA
Zychaea mexicana is the source of this 1077-nucleotide messenger RNA. RefSeq names its product mitogen-activated protein kinase. Gene Ontology annotation, biological process: protein phosphorylation; intracellular signal transduction. Bases 1 to 1077 code for a protein of 358 amino acids. The transcript has 6 exons. The record is from RefSeq and is a predicted model, not a curated record. NCBI's taxonomy places the organism in Eukaryota, Fungi, Mucoromycota, Mucoromycetes, Mucorales, Lichtheimiaceae. Gene Ontology annotation, molecular function: MAP kinase activity; ATP binding. Gene Ontology annotation, cellular component: nucleus; cytoplasm.